This is a messenger RNA of Labrus bergylta (ballan wrasse), 2509 nucleotides long. It is a transcript of the gene dmap1, whose product is annotated as DNA methyltransferase 1 associated protein 1. Gene Ontology annotation, biological process: negative regulation of transcription by RNA polymerase II; chromatin remodeling; DNA repair. The record is from RefSeq and is a predicted model, not a curated record. Gene Ontology annotation, cellular component: Swr1 complex; nucleus; NuA4 histone acetyltransferase complex. Gene Ontology annotation, molecular function: transcription corepressor activity. NCBI's taxonomy places the organism in Eukaryota, Metazoa, Chordata, Actinopteri, Labriformes, Labridae.
UGAGUAGACCACCACGGUCACAACGUCAUCACCGGAACGGAUGUAGUGUUUAGCUAAACUACCCAAUGCUUAACCCUAACAAAGCCCGUGUGUGUUCUUAUUGACUAUCGUUGUAGCUUUUAGGGAUUGUAAAACACAUCCAAAUUUCCAUAUUAGAAAACAACAUUUCUUAUAUAAGCGUAACAUUGCUGUUUUUGGCGCUAGUGUAGUUUAGCUCUAAUGACAACAUCGGCGUUAGCCUUUAGCUGGUAGCAUCAUUUUGCACAGUAAUGUGAAGUAACCACAAUCACUUAAUGUGCACCCGUGAAUGUUAAGAAGUAUUUAAGUUUGAAAAGACUUGAAAGGUUACUUAACAACAGACACAGUCAUGGGUACUGGAGCUGAUGUUAGGGAUAUCCUGGAGUUGACUGGAGGAGAAAAUGACGGUCCGAUCAGUAAGAAAGAUCUCAUCAACUCGGACAAGAAAAAAUCCAAGAAGACAACAGAAACCCUCACCUUCAAGAGACCAGAGGGAAUGCACCGAGAGGUCUACGCUUUACUCUACUCAGAUAAAAAAGAUGCACCUCCACUGCUGCCCAGCGAUACAACUCAGGGCUACAGGACAGUCAAAGCCAAGCUGGGCUGUAAAAAGGUUCGGCCCUGGAAGUGGAUGCCCUUUACCAAUCCGGCUCGAAGGGAUGGGGCUAUUUUCCAUCACUGGAGACGUGUGGCAGAGGAGGGCAAGGACUACCCUUUCGCCCGUUUCAACAAGACAGUACAGGUACCAGUUUACUCGGAGCAGGAGUAUCAGAUGCAUCUGCAUGAUGAUGGCUGGACUAAAGCAGAGACAGAUCACCUGUUUGACCUGUGCAAACGCUUCGACCUUCGCUUCAUAGUUGUCCAUGACCGCUACGAUUACCAGCAAUACAGAAAACGUUCAGUGGAGGACCUAAAAGAACGGUAUUAUAACAUCUGUGGUAAGCUGACCAAGGUUCGCGCAGCUUCAGGGACAGAGCCAAAGAUCUAUAUCUUUGAUGCCGGCCAUGAAAGGCGCCGCAAGGAACAACUAGAGAAACUCUUCAAUCGCACACCUGAACAAGUGGCAGAAGAGGAAUAUCUUGUACAAGAGCUAAGGAAGAUAGAGACUAGGAAGAAAGAGCGGGAGAAGAAGGCCCAGGAUCUGCAGAAACUCAUUAAAGCGGCUGAUACAACCACAGAGUUAAGGCGAGCAGAAAAGAGAGUUUCCAAGAAGAAACUCCCUCAAAAAAGAGAAACGGAAAAACCGGCUGUUCCAGAGACGGCAGGCAUCAAGUUUCCUGACUUCAAAUCAGCGGGAGUCACUCUGCGCAGUCAGAGGAUGAAACUGCCAAGCUCAGUAGGCCAGAAGAAGAUCAAGGCCAUUGAGCAGAUCCUGAUCGAGCAAGGAGUGGAUCUGAACCCCAUGCCCACAGAGGAGAUUGUUCAGAUGUUCAAUGAGCUGCGUAGCGACCUGGUGCUGCUGUAUGAGCUGAAGCAGGCCCACAGCAACUGUGAAUAUGAGCAACAGAUGCUGCGUCAUCGUUAUGAGGCCCUACUGAAGGCCAGCAGUGGAGGUGUGUGUGGUGGAACUAUAGGGUCUGGUCCAGCCUCUACAGGACAGGGUGGAGAGGUCAAUGCCACCAACAGCACCACAGCAGCCACCCCCGUUGGUGAAUCUCAGUCCUGGCCCUGUGUGGACAACAUCAAGGUGGAAGCCAAAGAGCAGAUCAUCGAUGUUGUAGGAGCGCCACUUACGCCCAACUCUCGCAAAAGGAGAGAGUCUGCAUCCAGCUCGUCUUCAAUCAAGAAGGUGAAGAAGCCUUGAUGGUUACCGGAGCCGCUGCUUUUACACUGUGGAGGACGAGGUGAAGUGUUGGUCACAGUAGAGAUGUCUACAAGUUUUAACAGUUGGACAAGAGGGACACGGGAGCAGGACACCAUAUUGCUCUCCAUUAAUGUAGAAGCGCCAUGGACUACACACACUCACACACACAACUUUCCACCUACCAACGGCAACACUCCCACCCAUCCCCGUCUGGCCCAGCCUGCAUCUUUGUGACAAAGGCAACAACUGAGUGACAUUUCAUUCCAUUACUGCACGUCUGCCUGCCUCACCGUAGCUCAGCCUCAGAUGAGGUAAGAUCAACUGUAAAUUGCCAGGCUGAGCUAAUCGGGAUCUGGGAAGGAGGCGGGAAUGACGUGGUAAUUGAAAUGAAUUGGAAUGAAAGGAGAGACUGUGGGAGUGGGAGGACUGAAAGCCAAUGUUUUUUUUUUUUGGUAGCCUAAUCAUGCCAUAGUGUUUAGUGGAAAUGUGUUUUGGUGUUAGCUGUUAAUACCCCUAACCCCUACAGCCGCCUCUCAACCUGGACCUCUCCUCACUCUCUUAUUGAUGCUGGGUCCAUCUUUUGCCUGUUUUCGAAUCGUUGGAGCUGAUUUCUGUUGUUUGUCCUCAAGUGAUCUUGAAGUUGUUCGGUCAAUGAUUCAAUAAACCUCAUUGUUAUUUUUUUUUGUA